AUGUCACCGCCGAACGAAGAAGAAAACCAAAUUUUCGUCCAGCAGAUCCUCAAUGAGCUGGCGCAUACAGCCUAUGCGUGUUCGGAUUUGACAAAACUAAGCGGCGGAACAGCCAACUUCCUGUAUCGCGGCACUCUUCUCAAGCCACUCGAGAAAGAUACAGACGCAAAAGCAGCUCAAACUGUCGUCAUUAAACACUCUACAAACUAUGUUGCUAUCAACCGCAACUUCCCUCUCGAUGUCACACGCUGUCUCUUUGAAGAGUCUAUGCUCCAUGCUUUAGAUGGAGUCAGCCACACCAUCAUCACUCCAAGCGGCCCAGCACUGGUUACGACGCCGCGACUCUACAUGUUUGAUCGAGACACAUACACUCAGGUUCAUGAAGACUUUCACGAAGCUACCGAUCUAAUCACCAUUUUGCAAUCCGCCAAUGUCGAUCAGAUACUGCCUGAAUCCAGCCGCCAAUCGGUCGGCUAUGCCUUCGGUUCUUGGCUACGUUUCUUUCACAAAUGGACCUCAGAGCCAACCCAGGCUACGCUUCGAGAAAGAGUAGGGCCUAACAAGGGAAUGCGCCAUUUAAAAUGCCUUAUCACCUAUGAUAGCUUCAUCGAAAUACUCGAACGCCAUCCCGAGACUAUAGAAGGCCAUAAAGAAACAUUAGAAGCUGUCAGGACUACCAUGAAAUAUGAGUUUGAGCGACCGCCAACAGAAGGGGAUGAGCUCCGUGGGCUUAUUCACGGAGACUUUUGGGCUGGCAAUGUUCUACUCCCAGGUAGCUCGUGGCAGGAGGCCCAACAGUCUAGCCAAGAUCCUCAUAAACUCUUCAUCAUCGACUGGGAGAAUGCUCAGUUCGGUCACCGCGCUGUGGAUAUUGGUGGCAUGCUGGCCGACCUCUACGAGCGCAAACACUUUAGAAACGUCGACGGUAGUGUUCCCAUUAUGCAGGGAUUCAUACAGGGCUAUGGUCCGAUGAGCGAAGAGCUGGCAUUUAGCGCUGCCAUUCAUGCUGGCGUGCAUCUUAUUUGCUGGUAUUACCGGCGAAACCGAAACGAUCCUUUGCCAUUCCCUUUACCCAAGGUCCUAGCUGCCUUGAUCUUGGGUAGAGAUUUCAUUCUCAGAGGAUGGGCUAAAGACAAGAAGUGGUUUGAAGGCUCCGUCUUGGCGCCUCUGUUCCCGCAAAACAAAUAG
This is a messenger RNA of Trichoderma gamsii, 1188 nucleotides long. RefSeq lists its product as hypothetical. Lineage: Eukaryota; Fungi; Ascomycota; Sordariomycetes; Hypocreales; Hypocreaceae. Bases 1 to 1188 code for a protein of 395 amino acids. The record is from RefSeq and is a predicted model, not a curated record. The transcript is spliced from 2 exons.